Morone saxatilis (striped sea-bass) is the source of this 5118-nucleotide messenger RNA. RefSeq names its product thrombospondin, type I, domain containing 7Ba (gene thsd7ba). The transcript has 28 exons. Gene Ontology annotation, cellular component: plasma membrane. Gene Ontology annotation, biological process: actin cytoskeleton organization. NCBI's taxonomy places the organism in Eukaryota, Metazoa, Chordata, Actinopteri, Moronidae. Bases 1 to 4908 code for a protein of 1635 amino acids. The record is from RefSeq and is a predicted model, not a curated record.
AUGGGCUGGACUAUGACUCUAAAAGAUGACUUUGGGGUCAUUGCCUGGACACGGCGAGCUGGGAACUACCUCAGCCUCUUCCUCCUCUUGUCUCUAUUUUCCUUAUCAGUCCAGUCAGACAUUGUGUUUCCUAAGGACCAUCAUUUCUCAUGGAAAGCAGGCCAGUGGGGUCAGUGUAUCGGGGAGGAGUGUGGUUCUGGCGGGGUCCAGACGCGGACAAUAUGGUGUGUCCACAUGGAGGGCUGGACUACCCACCAUACCCACUGCCAGCACAUGGACAAGCCAGAAAGCCAGCGGCACUGCUUUAAGGUUUGCGACUGGCACCAGGACCUUUUUGAGUGGGAGGUAUCAGAUUGGGGAGGCUGUGUUCUUGUCCCUUACUUUUCCAACGAGCUCACACUGAGGACGGCUGAGUGCAUUACAGCACAGCAUGGCAUCCAGAGGCGCAAAGUUCACUGUGUACGCACUUCAAACCGUACCACAGUUACCUCAAGGAUAUGCGAGUUCUUUUCCCAGAAACCCCCUGUGGAGCAGGCAUGUCUCAUCCCCUGCCCCCAGGACUGUGUAGUUUCAGACUUUACCUCCUGGUCAAGUUGCAGCAAAACCUGUGGUGCUGGCCUGCAGCAUCGGACUCGACAUGUCCUGGCCACACCAAUGUAUGGAGGUGGAAGCUGCCCCAACCUGACAGAGACCAGGACUUGUUCUAGCCCUGUUGACUGCCCUGCUGGGGAGGGUGAGUACCAGUACAGCCUUAAAGUCGGGGCCUGGAGUGCGUGCCGACUACCCCAUCACAAGGAUACCCUGUUAAGUGGUAGGACCACAGUGGACUUCUUCUCCAAUGAGAACAACACAGUUACAUUGCACACACACGUGUCUCAUCACCACUCCCAUAACCACCACCACCACCACCAGCAUGCACACAACAAAUACCCUAUGUCAUGGGAACUGGAGGUGGGAUAUCAGACCCGACAAGUCCGCUGCACAAGGAGUGACGGCCAGAAUGCAAUGCUGAGUCUCUGUGUCAAGGACAACUCCCCCCUGACCUUUCAGGCAUGUGUGAUGCCCAAAGACUGUCAGACAUCUGAUUGGUCAUCGUGGAGUCCCUGCUCGAAGACCUGCCGGUCCACCGACCUGUCUCCUGGUUACCGCCUCCGGUCACGGAUCAUGACGCAGAUCCCAGUCGGAGGGGGGAAACGAUGUCCUGCCCUUGAGGAAAAAGAAGCUUGCAACAUCAUAGGAGAUUUACUUCCAAACUGCCCCAGGUAUGUGUGGAGGACCACUGACUGGGGAGAAUGUCGCAUCCUUCCCUUACUGAGCCAGCAGGACCGGCGGCUUGCUAACAUCAGUAUUCUGUGUGGAGGGGGGAUCCAGAGCAGGAAGACCUACUGUGUUCAAGUCCCUGAUGACUCAGCACCACAUCACAGGAAAGAGGUGUCCAGGCCUGUAAAUGCCAGGCUAUGCGCUGGUGAAGAGCCCCCCUCGGCCGUCCAGCACUGCUCCAUCCCUUGCCAGCACCACUGCCUGCUCUCCCAGUGGUCACCCUGGGGUGCCUGCCUUCAUGACAACUGCAAACAACCACAGGGAAAGAAAGGUUUUAGACAGAGGAGGAGAGAGGUGUUGUGGGAGUCCAGCAGUCCUCUAGAGACCUGCCCUCAUCUGGUGGAGUCUGUCCCCUGUGAGGAUCCCACCUGCUUCCUGUGGCAGGUCCAACAAGAAGAAAGAUGCAUUCCCACUAAAAGCCCCUGUGGUCCUGGAACCGCCGUCCAGAAUGUGACCUGUGUCAGUGCUGAAGGGGAAGAUGUGCCCAUUGCCCUCUGUGAAGCAGACCGUCCUCCCACAGAAGUGGCCUGUGAGGUGCCGUGUUCUGCAGACUGUGUGGUUAGCUCCUGGUCCUCGUGGUCACCCUGCUCACACAGUUGUGCCACCAAGAACGCGGAGGGCCGACAGAGCCGCACUCGCACAGUGUUGGCCCUCCCAGGGAAAGGAGGAAAGGAGUGUCCAGCUGCUCCAGCCCUAGAGGAGUGGAGAGGCUGCAAUGACCACCCUUGUAUGGUGUUCUACUGGGAGGCCUCAGCUUGGGGUCCCUGUAUUGAAGAUGCCUCCAUGAAUCUCAAUGGAACCAGCUUCUGGAACGGGACCCCUUCCUGUUCUGUUGGUGUUCAGAUCCGCAAAGUCAACUGUAUGAAGAUGAAUGUUGGACCUGUCAUAAGUAAAAGGUGUUCAGAUUCUGCUCGUCCAGAAACCGUCCGACCGUGUUUGCUACCCUGCAAGAAAGACUGCAUUGUGACACCCUUCAGUGAAUGGACAGCCUGCCCAUCAACCUGCAUGCAAGAUAAUGCAACUGCCGCCACACAGUCUCGAUACAGGACCAUCAUUCAGAGGUCUGCUAAUGGAGGUCAAGAGUGUCCUGACACACUGUAUGAAGAAAGAGAGUGUGAAUCACUUCCUGUAUGUCCAGUGUAUAGGUGGAAGACCCACAAGUGGCACAGCUGUACUCUGGUUCCAGAUUCAGUUCGACGUGGAUUAUCUGGACCAGAAGAAGCCUGUGGAAAUGGUUUAGAAACACGAGGAGUCAGUUGUGUUGAGGAGAGCGGUGAAUCGGCCAAUAUGACAGAGUGCCUGCAAUGGGCUGGCCCCUUGCCCCCUCAGAGCAGAGACUGCUGGGUAGCUUGCAAGGAUGACUGCACUCUAACACCGUGGUCCAAGUUCUCUGAAUGUGCUGGAUGUGGCAGCUCCCGCAGUCGCAAGCGUUCACUCACAGGUCGCAGUAAAAAGAAGGAGCAUUGCCUGAAUGAGGAGUCAUACCCACUGGAGGAGACAGAGACUUGUCCCUGUGACGAGUUUUUGUCCCAGCCAUAUGGGAACUGGUCUGCUUGCAUCCUCCCUGAUCCUUCAGCUCCGGGAUCCCUGAAGGGCUGGAUGAGUCACCGGGAGGUAAAGGAGUGUGGCCAAGGUCUGCGCUACAGAGCAGUGGCCUGCAUUGACCAGCCGGGACACCUGGUCAGCCCCACACUCUGUACAGACUCAGGCUACAUGGUGGAGGUUUGCCACAUCCCUUGCCCCCUAGACUGUAAGCUCAGUGACUGGUCAACCUGGUCAGCCUGCAGUGCAUCCUGUGGCAGCGGGUUGAAGAUCAGGUCGAAGUGGCUCAGGGAGAAAGCUUUCAAUGGGGGACGCCCAUGCCCCAGGCUGGAUUUGAAAAACCAGGCUCAGGUGUACCAGGCUGUGCGGUGCCACAGUGAAUGCAGCCAAUACGAGUGGAGGAUCGAGCCCUGGUCCAUUUGUACCAUCAACACUGUGGACGACCUGCCAGCCUGCGGAGAGGGAGUCCAAAGCCGCAAGAUCAGGUGUGUGAAGAAGGGAACAAGUGGGGAAACCAGCAGUGUGGAGGACAGUCUGUGUGAUCAGGAGGAAAUGCCACCCAGAGCCCAGGUCUGCUUUCUGGCCUGCCCCAACGACUGUGUCACGACACCCUGGGGACCGUGGAGCAACUGCCCUCUGCAAUGUGACCAAGGAACAACAAGGAACAGGACCAGACAUAUCCUCCGACUCCCAGCCUCGGAAAACUCUGCUUGUCCAGAGCUGGUCCAGUCAGAGCCCUGCGUCCUCAACAGCACCUGCUUCACCUACCAGUACAGAGUCUCAGACUGGAGUACAUGCCAGCUGGGGGAAAAUGCCAUCUGUGGUCAAGGUUCACGGUUGCGUCUCUUGGACUGUAUUCGCAGCAAUGGCAAGAUUGUGGAGUUGCAGAAGUGUGAGCAGUUUGGUCUGAUCAACAAGUGGAGGCUGUCGGAGAGCUGCGUGGUUGACUGCCCUGUCAGCUGCAUACUCUCUGAUUGGUCACCGUGGGCGGAAUGCUCGCAUACCUGUGGUAGCCAAGGUCAGUCUGUGCGCACCCGGACAAUUCUGCAGGAGGCUCAUGAGGAGGGUCGGCCCUGUCCCAACCAGCUCACCCAGACCAAGCCAUGUCCCAUAAGGCCUUGCUACACGUGGCUGCUGAGUGACGGGUCCCCAUGCACUGUAGAGGGUGCAGCAUGUGGUGAGGGGCUUCGGAGACGGAACCUGUCUUGUGUCGUUCACUGGGGCGAUGAGUCUCGUCCUCAGCCAGUGGAGGAGGAGCUUUGUGGAGAUAAACUGAGACGUCUCAUCCAACAGGAGAUGGAGCAGCCCUGCUUCGUCCCCUGCCCAGGAGACUGCCAUUUGACUGUGUGGUCAUCUUGGAGCUCUUGCCAGCUGACCUGCCUGGAGGGGCGAAGCUUUGAGACCACAGGGCGCCAAGCUCGCUCGAGAGCUGUGAUCAUUCAGGUCAUGGAGAACCAGGGCAGCUGCCCACAUCAAGUUUUUGAGACCCAGCCCUGUAAAGGAGGAAAAUGCCACAGUUACCAGUGGAGGACAGGAGGAUGGAGCAACAAUGAGAGAGCAGUGUGGUGUCAGCGCUCAGAUGGUGUCAAUGUCACAGGGGGCUGUUUCCCGCAGAAAAGGCCGACCACGGUCAGACACUGCCAUCCUCCGUGCACUAAACCCUUCUCACACUGCACACCGAGUGGAGUGUGUGGGUGUGAGAAGGGUUACACUGAAGUGAUGACAACGCAUGGCUUCUUGGACUACUGCACCAGAACCCCAGGGGUGGACAACAACAAGAAAGCUGAUGUGAAAACCAACUCUGGAAGAUUAAAACCCGGGCCGUCUCAGGCUCAGGACCUCUUCAACGAGUGGACCUUACGACCUGUUGGCCCAGAUGGAAGAGUAAAGCUGUGGGUUUAUGCCGUGACUGCUGUUGGAUUCAUCUUAAUACUCUUCAUUAUUGCAUUAUCAUUCCUGGUCUGUAAGCCAUCCAAAACCACUAAGACGUCUCCGCCUCCGCAGAAGCCCUUGACCCUGGCCUACGAUGGUGAUAUGGAUAUGUAACCAGGCUGCUAUACCUCACAAGGGCGCGCUCCACCUUGGACAGACUCCUGACUGCGUUCAGAUUGUUAGCAAGCACGUCCAUCACAUACCACUGAUUGUCGGCCAGUUUGAGCUGGGUGACUGUUUGCUGUAGUGCCAAUUGUACUGUAAAACUGCAGCAGACAAAUAAAAAUGCUCGCACAUGAUUUGCUGCUGAAGGGCAACGGAGCC